CUACACACUGCACCACACACUCCACGCCAUGUUGGUUUCCCUCACCGUCGGCAAGGUCGACGCCGGUGUCGCGGUUCUUCUGACCGAAGACAAGCGACUGAUUGAAUUCCCGUCCAUACUGCUCCCACCCGACAUCCAAUCUGGGAGCAUCGUCGACAUCAACGUCGCUCGCAACCAGCAAGCCGAGAGCAUCGCCGACCAGAAAUUUCACGCCCUCCAAACUGACAUCUUGAGCGCAUUCGGCGCUCAGUCCCCCCAACCUCCUCAAUUGCGCUGUCGCAAUGCCACGCAGACGAGUAUCGUGCUCGAAUGGGAUCCUGUCGAGCUCGCGACCGCCGAAUUUCGCAGCCUGAGUCUGUAUCGCAAUGGCACGAAGGCUGGCAAUAUUCCUCGUGACAAGAUGAGCACCAAGAUCAGUGGACUGGCAUUGGACACCGAAUACACCUUCCACUUGGUGUUGAGAACGAGCGCGGGACAGUACUCGUCAGAGAAACUGAAUGUCAAGACACACAAGAUGACCGAUUUGCACGGCAUCACCAUCACGCCAGGUGUAAUGCCUGGCCAGCUGAAGGACAGCUUGGCCGAGACAGUGAACAGAAUUGGCGCGAAGAUGAUCGACUCCGUUCGCAUAGACACCACACAUUUCGUCUGCACCGAAGCGAGAGGUCAGGCGUGGGAGAAAGCAAAGGAGAUGAACGUGCCAAUCGUAGUGCCAGAUUGGGUCAAAGGGUGUGAGAGAGAAGGCAGAAUUGUUGGUGUGCGAGGCUAUUACCUCGAUGCUGAUCCCAAGUUGCGACAAAUGGGCCCGAGUACGCAUCAGCAGCGCGCGAGUGUUACGAGUAUACCCGAGCGAGCGAGAGACAGUCCUAGGAUCGAGACCACGCCGCCCACCCCAGAACGCUCAGGCAAUACGAGACGUGACGAGGAGGACGAGGGCGUGUCUUCGCCUGGUGUGGAACCGCCAACGCCGCCGCCGAAGCCUUCGAGUCCGCAAGAACGGAUCCCGCAGACGGCCGGCGUAUCUUCGUCAUCGGUGACGGGAACGACGUUGAAUGAGAAGGAAGCUGAAUCAUCAGACGAAGAGUCGGACGAUACUGAGACGGAGGAUCCCGAGAAGUCGACUUCAGCCGGCAAAGUGAAAGAAGCCAGUGAUACCGAUGUUGGCAAAGCACCACCUUCUGCAGGAGACGAGCAAUUCUCGGAAGUGGAACUAUAGCACAGCAUCUUCGUUGCUUUUGUCGCGGCAGAGACGCUGUCUGCAUUUAUCACGACUGGAGCGGCUUUCUGCGAACCUGACAUGAUUCUUCUGGGGCUUCAUUCAAGGGAAGAACUCAACAAUAUAUGCUUACGAGUAUAAACAAACAACAAUUCGGACUCCUGUGCGCGCUCGUGCCAUUCGCAGGGUGCGCCGACGAUAGCAAGUCAUCGGAGAAGAUAACUGAUCCCACAGAGCCGGUCUAUCAAACAGCGCUGGGGUCCUUCGAGCGAGUUGCUUCGGGGCACUCAGUAGACACGUGAUCAAAUGGCAUUGACAUUGACGAGCGAUCACGAGUGAAUAGGUACCCCGAAUCACCGAAUGGCUUCCCAGCUCCAGUCCAAUGCCACAACGCCCUGCAGCUGACAUUGCGGUACCUCCAGUGACAGGAUCGAAUCCUGAGACAUUAUGCAGAGCGCGACAUCACAGCCGAGGGAAGCACACCGAAUGAUUGUGCAUCGCGAUCCUUAUUUCCAAUUUCACAACUGUGCAGAAGAACGAUAACAAUACUGUUCCAUUGAUCCUCAGCGUUGGAUUUGCUCUCCUCCGCAGGCCUCACAUGAGAAUCGACUCUAGCCACACGAAGAGCAAUUGACAGAAAGAAAUUCAAUGGCAAGUUGACAUUAUCACUGCCGACACUAUACGACGGCCGACCGG
Molecule: messenger RNA, 1912 nt
Organism: Cercospora beticola
Lineage: Eukaryota; Fungi; Ascomycota; Dothideomycetes; Mycosphaerellales; Mycosphaerellaceae
Biological process (GO): conjugation with cellular fusion; Golgi to plasma membrane transport
Cellular component (GO): trans-Golgi network; exomer complex
Molecular function (GO): protein dimerization activity
Source: RefSeq, a predicted model, not a curated record